AGAGUAGACAUUAUUAUAAAAUAAUGAACGAAGAGUUGCUUCCUAUCAGUGGUUUGACGGAGGUAAAUAAAGGUAAUAGGCUAAGUGAAGAAGUUGGCCUGGUAGACAUUUUCACAAAAGUACAACAAGCACUUGAUAUAUCAAACGAAACAACGCAACUAGAAGAUGAAAAGUUUCAACAGCGCACCUUGAUAAGAUAUAAAGCUGAUUUUGAUGAUCCAGAUGAACUUGUUAAAUUGGAAGCUAUUCCGUUAGUUUCAAUGAAUCAAGAUGAAUAUUUACGAAUGCUUAUUGAAAUGUCAUGGUUUCCAUGUAGACCAAAAAUUAUGAAUAAAGAGACAAUUACAAAAACUUUACUCAAACAUUUAGACAAUAUACAUGAUUGGAGCGAUUUACGUCAAGUUGAAAUAUCAAUUAUAACAUUACAAAGUUAA
Molecule: messenger RNA, 434 nt
Organism: Schistosoma turkestanicum
Lineage: Eukaryota; Metazoa; Platyhelminthes; Trematoda; Strigeidida; Schistosomatidae
Source: the annotation of a GenBank genome assembly